Oppia nitens is the source of this 710-nucleotide messenger RNA. Its product is annotated as isochorismatase domain-containing protein 2-like. Lineage: Eukaryota; Metazoa; Arthropoda; Arachnida; Sarcoptiformes; Oppiidae. Gene Ontology annotation, cellular component: cytoplasm. Bases 34 to 666 code for a protein of 210 amino acids. The transcript is spliced from 5 exons. The record is from RefSeq and is a predicted model, not a curated record.
UUUUAUUUGUUUAAAAAAAAUUUAGUAGCAAUUAUGAGUUGCUGUGGCAAUGAUGACGGCAACAAAACUGUCGGUGAAUUGGACACUAAGCGGACAGCCCUAUUGGUCGUCGACUUGCAGGACAAGUUCGGGCCAAUGAUUCAAUACUGGAGUCAUAUAAUUGAAAUUUCCCGACGGCUUGUCCGUGCGGCCCAUAUAUUGGAUUUACCAAUUUAUGUUAGCGAACAAAAAGGUUGGGGUUCAUCGGCAUCGGAGUUAUCGCUCAAUAGUUAUACAAAUAUUAAUUAUGUAUCGAAAACACAGUUUUCAAUGCUAUUACCGGAUGUAUUGAAAUCCAUGAAAGCUAAACACCCGUCGGUCGACACACUCAUAGUAUGCGGUGUUAUGGCUCACUGUUGUGUACAGUCGACUGUCCUGACAGCCAUCAAACACGGCUAUACUGUCCAUGUGGUGGUCAAUGCGGUCAGUUCGCCGACAAUGACCGAUCGCAAGUACGCUAUCAAACGUAUGCGACAAUCGGGUGCUUUCAUAACUACAUUUGAAGCGGCCGUUCUUGGACUAUUUCGCGCUGAAUCUGAUCCCAAAUUUCAAGAGUUUUAUUUAUCCGGUUAUUUAAAACCAAUACCCGAUAAUAUCAGUUUAUUAGAGCAUAAACCGGAAAAAUAAAAAAUUAUAAUUUGACAAAAAAUUAUUAAACAAAUAUUUUUUUU